Phycomyces blakesleeanus NRRL 1555(-) is the source of this 533-nucleotide messenger RNA. RefSeq lists its product as hypothetical. The record is from RefSeq and is a predicted model, not a curated record. The annotation marks the transcript as partial. NCBI's taxonomy places the organism in Eukaryota, Fungi, Mucoromycota, Mucoromycetes, Mucorales, Phycomycetaceae. The transcript is spliced from 2 exons.
GGAUUUUCUUCUUCUUAUUGGGCCGCUAUUAGCUUGUAGGAAACAGACUGAAAGAAGAAGUCUAUUGAAAAAGCACUAUGGACUCUAGUUCUACAAAACCAACUACCAUCUUGAAUGCAUCCCCAAAAAUCCCAGCUUCUCCUAACAUUGGACAGCCAAUGAGCUCUUCAUAUGAGCAUCGCUGGUUAUCUAAUGACGAUAGAAAGCCUCAAUCAGCAUCUAGUCUCAGAAAAAGUCAAUUUUCAGAAGAGUCAAACUCUGCAGCUGCCAACGCAACUACCAAGGCCCAGAAGCCGAACGAAAAAGAAAAGACUAACAAGGAUCAAUCAAAGCAACACGGAAGGAGAGAGAGCAAAACUCAGCUUGAUACCAAUCCUAGUCGUAAAUCACAAAAAGAUAUGACCAAGGCCGAGAGACGCGCUCUUCAGGAACAGCAAAGAGCUGAAAAGCAAAGUAGACUUGCUUCAGGUAGUUCAAAGCCAGCGGGAAAGCAGGCAGAAGGAAGCCGUAGAAAGUCAGUAUCCGGAAAUUCU